Messenger RNA from Athalia rosae (coleseed sawfly), 2452 nucleotides. RefSeq lists its product as uncharacterized. The record is from RefSeq and is a predicted model, not a curated record. Lineage: Eukaryota; Metazoa; Arthropoda; Insecta; Hymenoptera; Athaliidae. The transcript is spliced from 2 exons. Bases 921 to 2180 code for a protein of 419 amino acids.
UCUCUGUGAGUUGUCUACCGGAAUAUUCAUUCAUCAUGACAUCAAGAAUAAUUUUACGUCAAAAUAUUUAUUUAAUUGGUGAUGUUGAUACUCAAAUUAUCGGUAAUAAAUUGCCUUCAAAAUUACAAGUGCUAAAAGUUUUUUUCUAUCAUAUACGUAUUCUCGAAUUCAAAUUACGUGAAAGUGCUGAAAUCUGUAUAGAUGAAGUUAAAGUAUUUUGGCAAAAAGCUCAAAUACCAAAUAAAAGAAAAGACCAUUGUAUUGAUCAGCUGUUAAAAUUAUAUGAGCAUUAUCAGCUUUUUCAAAAAAGUGUAAGCAGAGACUCAAAUAAGAUUGAAGAGGAUGAAUUUAAAUCCUCAUUGUUAAUUUGUUCGACAUUGCUCAUGCAAAUGCGGCACUAAUGGUCAAUGAGAAUGUGAUGCAUUUUUUAACUGAACAACGGAAAGAUGGUAGAGUUGGUUACAUAGCUAAUAUUGAGUCUGAUGAUAAUGACCAAGCUCAAAAAAUAAAAGAUGAACUACUACAGCUACGUCGUGAAAAAUCGGAGAGAGAAAAAGUUCUAUACGAUGAAUUUGUGGAAUUCACAUCAAGCAGUGAAGUUGAAGGAGUAAAUCCAUUGAGUCAAAAAACAAUAUCGUCAGUUUCAAAUUUUUCUGACGAACUGGCAACAACUCAGCACUAAGAAUCAACACAAUCUCGUGGGACAAUAAAUAUCGUAGAUGAUAAAGUAGUAGCGGUCUUUGAUCAUUGUAAAAUAAGCGAUCGUAAUGCUGUACGUUUGAUUGUAGCUUUAUGUUCAUCAUUACAAAUUGACGUAAAUCCAUUAAUAGUCAAUAGAUCAUCUAUUCGUCGUAGCAAAGUGAAAAUACGUGAAGAAAAAGUCCAACAAAUCAAAAAACUUUUUAAAACUGAAGACUUGAAUGCUGGGAUGUGUUCUACGCUGGGAUGGAAAAAUUCUAAAAACUUCAAGUGGAAAAAAUAAAGAACGACUACCAGUUGUAUUGAGUUGUCGACAAAUUGAAAAAAUAUUAGCAAUCCCAGUACUAGAUGAUGGUACAGGUCAGUCGCAUGCUGAUGCAAUGUUUGACGCUAUCAAUGAUUGGGGAAUUCCUGACUUUAUUAAAGCUCUUUGCUGUGAUACUACUGCUGCAAAUCUAGGAUCAAAUAAAGGAGCUGCAGUUUCACUUGAACGGUUGCUUGAAAAAAAACUAUUGUAUUUGCCUUACAGGCAUCACAUAUUUGAACUUAUUCUAAGGGAUGUUUUUGAACUUAAAAUACCUACAACUUCAGGUCCUGAUGUACCAUUAUUUAAGAGAUUUCGAGAGAACUGGGUUGAAAUUGAUACAAGUCAAUAUUCUACUGGCGUUGAAGACUCGUAUGUGCAAGACAAAAUACAAAAUCAUAUUGAUAACAUCAAUGACUUUAUCCAAAAGCAACUUGAUUCUAAACAACCAAGGGAAGACUAUAGAGAACUUUUGGAGCUUGUUCAGAUAUUUAUUAGUAAAGUUCCGUGCAGUCAAGUGAAAUUUAGAAAACCGGGUGCAUUUCACCACGCUGGGUGGAUGGCAAAAGCUAUCUAUACUAUAAAAAUAUUUUUAUUUUGUAAACAAUUCAAAAUGACGGUGAAAUUAAUCAGAUCAAUUUCUGAUAUUUGUAUUUUUAUUGCUACAGUGCAUAUCAAAGCAUGGUUCACUUGUCCUCUAGCAUCUGAAGCUCCAAAUAAUGAUUUAUCAUUUUUAAAAGAACUUAUUGAUUAUCAAUCGACAGAUGCUAAAAUAUCUGAAGUGGCAUUGAAGAAAUUUAGCAAGCAUUUGUGGUAUUCAAAUCCAGAAACUGUAGCUAUGGCAUUUUUUGACGAAAGAAUAUCACUAAACAUUAAGAACCAGAUGGUGAUUAUGUUAAAAAGUAUUGACACAAAUUCAGAAAGAACUUUGAAACGUUUCGAAAUUAAAAAUAUUAGAGAUGUAUACGACUGGAACAUUGCUUCAUUCGUGUCAUCAAGAUCACUACAGUUUUUUGAACGAUUUGGAAUAAAUACAGAUUUUUUGAAUUUGAAUCCGUCUGAGUGGUGUCAAAAUGAAAAUUACCAGAAGGGUUUGCUAUUGGUAAGAAGUUUGAAGGUUGUUAAUGAUAUCGCUAAGCGUGCAGUGAAACUUAUUGAAGAGUACCACAAUAUAUAAAGCAAGGAUCCAGAGCAGCAGCAAUUUAUAGUUCAAUUUUUAUCAGAAUAUAAACCAUAUUAUUCUGAUACUCGAAAAUCCGCUAUAGUUGAAAAUACGAAAAUGGAUUAAGGCUCACUAUCCAGAUGGUAAGACUCACUAUCGCCUGUACUUUUAUUUUAUUAUUUUCAAACUCUAAGGAUUAUCAGUUUUAUUGAUUGAAAAAUCACACAUAUUAACCCCAAUUCCAAGAAUAAGAUUGUAUUUGCUUUUUUUGACUGUAAAUGAAAAUU